Molecule: messenger RNA, 2430 nt
Organism: Tripterygium wilfordii
Lineage: Eukaryota; Viridiplantae; Streptophyta; Magnoliopsida; Celastrales; Celastraceae
Exons: 3
Coding region: 305-1933 (542 amino acids)
Molecular function (GO): acetylglucosaminyltransferase activity
Source: RefSeq, a predicted model, not a curated record
AAAAGGCUAUCAACGUGGCUGGUUUUCAAAAAUUACACAAAAACCAAUCAAAAUCCAGACAGAGAUUCGGAUUCCCCCGUAGAAGAGAAGAAGGGAUUGUGUUCCUCUGGUUUCUGAAGAAGCAGCUACCACUCCAGACUCUCGCAUUCGCACCCGGAAGUUGGUUUCUUUUGUAAUCCGGAUAUUGGGUUUGUUCAGGGAAUAUUUUUGAGUCGGAUUGUUGCGGUUUUUUUAAAGUUCGGGUUUCACUAUCGGGGGACCAGGUUCCGGUCUCUCCGGUGGCGGAAAUGAGCGUUGGGGGGCCAUGGCGAUUAACGCGACGUUGCCUUACCAUUCUAUAUCCGGUGAUUCCGGCUCCCCUGCUGUGAAGAACCCAGGUUGCCGAUCCCCGCUCUCUCCUAAUCGAGCGAGGAAUCGACGAUGGCGUCAGAGUCGUACGGCCACCGCUGUGGUGGCGGUGGCGGCUCUUCUUCUCUCCACCACGGCCUGGCUCUCGCUUGUGUUUUCCGACACCACUGCCCAUUGUUGGCAUCGUUUUAAGCAUUGGGAGGGUAGCCCUAACCGUCUCCCCUGGAUCAGAAAUCAACAUCAUUUGCCUUCUUUUAAUCGUCGGAUCCCUAUUGCGACUCCCUUGCCUCGCAAUCGCAGCCUGUCUGAAGGGGAGUUACGGGAGGAGUUGUCGCUGAAGCAUAUAGUAUUUGGGAUUGCUGGAUCGUCGCGGCUGUGGAAGCGGCGCAAGGAAUUUGUGAGGUUGUGGUGGCGUUCGAAGGACAUGCGUGGCCACGUCUGGUUGGACGAGGAAGUGCCUCUCGAGAACGGUGAUGACUCGCUGCCCCCUGUCAUGGUCUCAGAGGACACUGCCCGGUUUCGCUACACCAACCCGACGGGUCACCCUUCGGGGCUCCGGAUAUCUCGCAUUAUCUCCGAGUCAUUUCGUCUAGAAUUGCCUUACGUUCGUUGGUUCGUCCUUGGGGACGACGACACCAUCUUCAAUGCGGAUAAUCUGGUGGCUGUUUUAAGUAAGUAUGAUCCAUCUGAGAUGAUGUAUAUUGGUGGAUCGUCUGAGAGUCACUCUGCCAACACCUACUUCAGUCACUCAAUGGCGUUUGGGGGUGGUGGGAUUGCCAUCAGCCACCCACUGGCCGAGGCGCUGUUCAAUAUCCAGGACGAAUGUAAUGAGAGGUACCCAAAGUUCUAUGGAAGUGAUGAUAGACUUCAUGCCUGCAUUUCUGAGAUUGGCAUUCCUCUCACCAGAGAACAUGGUUUCCACCAGUGGGACAUUAGGCGUAAUGCACAUGGUCUUCUAUCUUCUCACCCUAUUGCACCCUUUGUCUCAAUUCACCAUAUCGAGGCUGUUGAUCCUUUCUAUCCUGGCUUGAGCUCUUUGGACAGCUUAAAACUCUUCACAAAAGCUAUGAAAAUUGAACCCAGGAGCUUUUUGCAGCGAUCUAUUUGUUAUGAUCACGCACGGGGUUUAACAUUUUCUGUCUCCCUUGGUUAUGUAGUUCAAGUGUUCCCAAGCAUUGUUCUUCCCCGUGAGUUGGAGCGCUCAGAGAAGACUUUCUCUGCUUGGAACAAGAUCAAUCAGCAGAAAGAAUUUGAUUUUGACACCAGGGAUCCUUACAAAUCUGUUUGUAAAAGGCCCAUCCUCUUUUUCUUGAAAGAUGUAAAAAGAGAACACAAUGCUACAGUGGGUUCAUAUGUGCGGGCUGGAGGCAAUGAUUUAAAAAGAAAAGUUUUCUGCUUUCCACGUUCACCUCCUUUGCCUCAUGUGCAAAGUAUCAAGGUUAUUGGGUAUCCUCUGAGGAAGAAUUGGCAUUUGGGACCACGUCGACUAUGUUGCAAACAAAAUCAAACUAGUGAUGAACACCUCAUGUUAAUAGUUGGACAGUGUGCCAAAGGCUCUUUCACUUCUGUUGUUAAUGCUGUGUGAAGGUUUGGUGGAUUGUUGGCACUUACAAUUAUUUUGAGCUGCAUGCGACUUUGAAGGAGAGAGGAGAGCAUCAACUAUUUUAUGUUCUCCAUUCUUUAGCAACUGACUUCAUCCAUGUUGUAACUGUUGUUUAUCAAUUGACAUUCAGCAUUUUAGAAGCCUAUGCUUACAGAUUGUGGAAAUGAGGGGGCCUUAUCACGAGCAUUUGGGUAGAGCACGCAGACCUUUAGCUAAUUCUUUGCCUUCUUUUUUGUACAGAAGGUAAAUAAUUAUACUAACUUUCGGAAAUUGCUGGCGAACUGAAAGCAGAGUUCUUCUUUUUUACCCCUACCCCUUGGCAUCUGUUUCUGUAUUUUUUUUAAUGUUCAUAGCCUAUGACAUCAUUUAUUCUAUAUAUUAAUUUUUAACCUUGACAAUUGUUUCCUUGUAUCACUUCUGAAAUGCUUAUUAGUUGAAGAAAGAGAGGAAAAACAUGAAUGCAUAUUUGAGGCAGGAAA